AUGUUCUCGUGGCAGGCGGCUCUACGCGAUGCUCGCGCUAGUCUGACCGAGCGGGACGUCAUCACUAUCUAUGGCAACUCCGAGUCGAUGCCCGGCGCGCGGAGGACUGAUGAACCAGGACCACUUCAGAGACUUAUACUACCACGGUCACAAGAUCGACCGAAUGAGACGUCUACAAUACAGUCAACCACCCAGAGCUCGGAGGGAGCGCCUCUUGUUUUACCCCAAGCACGCAGCUUAUGCGUCAAUCCGAGCAGGUCCAACCGUUGCGGCGGCUACAUACAAUCAGCUCCAAGUCUUCAAAGAUGGCAAGAGGAAGCGAGGAGAAAGCGAUUGACUCUUGAGGAUCAUAUAGGACGUAAGACAAUGCAUCCGCAAGUGCGACAAGACGAGGCAAGCUGCGAUAUCAAUCAACUGAAAAUCGACGGUGACGUCUACAACCACGGCGAGGAAGCUGGUACUCGCAAGGAGCGACUCCUUUUAGACAGGAGGCAUAGCGUGUACACGUCAGCUCGUGCGGGACACACAGUUGUGGUGGCAAGCUACAGCCAGCUACAACACCUGAAAGAUACCGAGAGUGCGCGCGGGCAACGGCACAAGCUCUUUCUCCGCAUCAUUCUUGAUGAGGCUCAAUGCAUCCGUGGAUGUGAUCGGACUCGCCAAGGAAAAAUCCUGAUGUCGUUUGACGCCUACUUCAAGGCUGUCUUCACAGGUUCGUCUGUUGUUGACACUAUCCUGGACUUUGAUGGGUACUUGGCUUUCCUGGAGUUCGUCGGAUGGGGAUGGGUCGCCGACCUAAACUCAACCCACAGCACUGACAAGGUUCGAGAGUCGCGGUAUGACCAGUUCAAUGAGAGCUUGGCGACUGGCGUCAACAACCGCUCUGAGCCCCUCGAGGAUUGGCACAGCGACUGCAGCUCGGUGGACGAGCUAGAUGCUCAACAAAUUAAGGAGUCCAUCGAAGACGGGUGGCAGUGCUCGCACUGGCCUGCGCUCAUAAGAUACAACGGUGAUCGUCCACAAAGCCUGGAUCGCAAUGACAGGAAGAAGAUCGACGGCAAGACUAUCGUGAAGGAUGUUUCACCUCCGGUUCAGGAGAGCCCCAACGAUAGGUACUAUUCCAGGGUCUCGAAUAGUAACAAGUACUACUCGAUCGCUUCUUCCAGGCACUACAUCACACUGUCGUUAAGGACCGCUCUGAGUCGAUCGGGGACCGCGCUGCUGAAGGACCACCGCGACCAACCUUCAAGCCUCGACCGAAAAUCCCACCAGAAAGUGGAUGGCCAAUUGAUACUGGUAGACAUACCAGCACCGUUCCCAGAAAACCCAUACGACAACUACCAUCCGGCCAACCUUGACAGCUUGAAGUGCUGUUCAACAGCAGCCUUCUGUUACUACAUUGGAAGGCAUAUCAAGAAGGCCGUCAUGGAUGAAGUGGAUGUAAAGAUCGUCGCCACACGCGUCCAGAAGAUCCUUGCGAUGAUGGUCCUGUCAAGAAAUCUUUUCAGUAAUAAUGUUGCAGAGACCAACAGAUACCAGCGUGAGUUUGCCGAGCACUUCGAAGCGGUCUCGUUGGCAAAGAGCGCGAAGGUGAAGGACUCCAAGACGGACUUAGCAAAGAUCGGAUCCAAGUUCGCAAAGCUGUCGGUGCUGUGCACGCACAUCGGUUUCUCCGGGCUCGACAAGAUGUCGACGGCGGCCAUUCGUGCGCAGCGGCACGAGAUUCUCCCUCUUCUCACCGCGAGGAUGAAGACAGCUGGAGCCUUGAACCCAGAGGAUAUAGAUCGCCCGCUGGAUAGCGACGAAGAGGUUCUACGGCAAUUCUUGUGGGGCUCGCCCAGGAUGAAGUACUUGCUUUGGGAAAUCCAGCGGGUGAUCUUUGGUAACACCAAAGUCGCCAGCCACCGAAAGAUCUUCGCAACCUUCCAAUUCCCCAGAUCCGCUGAGAUGUUCCUGAAGCUUGUGGAGUUCCUUGGAAUUUGUGCGGUCCUCCUGGACACCAACAUGCCUCCGGAGGAGCGUCACAAGAAUAUCCGGGCCUUCGACGAAGAGGACAUGCCGCAAAUCCUCAUAACAACGUAUGCUCUCAACAUCGCUGGCCAUGACGCUCAACAUCAGGUCGAAAUUGUGCGCUUGUUCACCGAAGGAACUUACCAGGAGCUGCAUGAGGCGGGCAUGAUCAAGAAAGCCAACUCCAUGUUUGCCGCUUUUGGUGAGCUGCAAUCUGCAAGUGAGGGCCUCGAGGACCGGGAGAAGAUGACGACAGAGGAGAUCGCGAAAGGUGCAUUCGGCAUAGUCCGGGAUCGUGUGCGAGGCCGCGACGCCAAAGACGUGGAAUCAGCCAAGGAGGACGCUAUCACAAAGGCGAAAGUCAAGGCGAGAGUACCGUAA
Alternaria conjuncta is the source of this 2391-nucleotide messenger RNA. RefSeq lists its product as uncharacterized. The transcript is spliced from 4 exons. The record is from RefSeq and is a predicted model, not a curated record. NCBI's taxonomy places the organism in Eukaryota, Fungi, Ascomycota, Dothideomycetes, Pleosporales, Pleosporaceae. The coding region runs from base 1 to 2391 and encodes 796 amino acids.